AUGACCGAAAAAGCGUUGCCUCUUUUGUAUUUGAAUAUGGCUGGGGAGAUGAUGUACAUUUUGGAUCAGCGCUUGAAAGUAUCGGCUGAGGUGAGUUUGGGGGAAGUUCUUAAGAACCUUCUAAAAUUCUUAGGACUCCUAAAACCUCUUUUAAAUACCUUUAGGGUUUCUUUAGGUCUCAGAAGACUUUAAGAAGGUCUUAAAUAACUCUUAAAAGUGCUUAAGGCUUAAAAUAGGCCUUAAAGUAUGCCUAGAGCUUUUAGGAACCUUGAAAAGCUUCUUAAGGCUUUACAUAAGUUUUUAAGGUCAUAGAGGGCUUUUUGAGAACCGGAAAACGGUUUUUAGAGCCUUAUAAUGCUCUUAAGGUUCUAUAGAGCCUUAAAAAACCUGAAAAGAUUCCAGAGGGCUUUACAGAACUACGAAGGGCUUUUAGGAGACUGUUCGGAUCUUCUUAAGACUUUACAUAGGAUUUUAAGGUCAUAGAGGGCUUUUGAGAUCCUUAAAAAUAUUCUUAAGGCUUCAGAUACGUUUUUAAGGUUAUAGAGGGCUCUUAAGAACCUUAAAAAAUGCUUAAGGCGCGUUUAAAGUGAUAGAGGGCUUUCCAAGAACCUUGGAGGGUUUUCGAGAAAUUGUUCUGAUAAUGUUCAAGUGCCAGACAAACUAAAAAAGGUUGCAGAGGGCUUCUUGAAGGCUCAAGGCUAGACUCUAGGCUUCUUGAAGGCUCAAGGCUAGGCUCUAGUCCAGGCUAGAGUCUAGGCUUCUUAAAGGCUCAAGGCUAGGCUCUAGUCCAGGCUAGACUCUAGGCUUCUCAAAACCUUGAAUCAAUUUCCAGUUCACAGCCGGCGACGAAAAAUCAAAAUCGGAAAAAGUUCUCAAAGACAUAAUCCUACUCGUUCUCGGUAAAUCAACGCUCGACGAAAUCUUCAAAACCAAAAUGAUUCCCCCCAAAAAAAACCUCAAAAUCGUCUUCGAAAAGCUUGCUCAUGCUAGUAUUAUGCGACUCAACGAGAAUAGUAUGGAUAAAUUAUUCGAUCUGAUGAUAAUGGCCGUCAAAUAUUCGAUGGUUAAAGUGACGAUGGCCGAGCAGAUUCUGACAGUUAGCAUCAAUCAUUUGCAGGGAAUUCAGGACAUUCUUCCGACGGAUUUGGAUGUGAGAAACGCCAUCGAACACGCCUUCACAAUGUAUUGCUCAUUGUAUCGACCUCUAAGCGUUCAGCAUUGGCAUCUGGUGCGAACUUCGAUCUUGCAAUAUUUGGCCGGGGUUCAUAUCAAGAUCUCGCUGCUACUUCGAGACGAUCGACAAAGUCCGGAGGGUGUGUUUGUGUUGAAUCGCGAAGAUGUUGCGGUUCAAUUGGCGCCGGAUAUGGAUCAGGUUCCGAUUGGAACUGUUAUUUAUUAUCAGAAUGGCAAGAGGGUUGAGGAGAAGGAUGAGCAUUUUGAGGUCAAGUUCAAGUAUGAACCUUAUAAGAAUUUGGUGAGUUGGGCGAAUUUGAAAAGCUUCAGGGCUAAUAUGAGCAAUGCUUUUUUGAUUGCUCAUAUUAGCUACACACUAACAUGAGCAAUCCUUAUUUAUGAUUGCUCAUAUUAGCUAUGCUUUGCGCCACUUGGAACCUAAUAUGAGCAAUGUUUUUGAUUGCUCAUAUUAGUCUCCAAAAUGUGCCAGGUAUGAGCAAUGCUUUAUUCACGAUGAUUGCUCAUAUUAGCUUCACCAUUAACAUGAGCAAUCCUUAUUGCUCAUAUUAUAGAUUUCGGCCCAAAAAAUCAUUGCUCAUUUUUGUGUAAUUUUCAGGUUAACAUGAGCAAUGCGAGCUUAAUAUGAGCAAUUCUGAAUUUUCACCUGAUUGUUCAUGUUAAACUCAAAAAUAAGUUGAAAGUGUUCAAAAAUUAAUAUGAGCAAUGUUUUUUCUAAUAAAACAACGAUUUUCUUAUCAUUGCUCAUAUUAAACUUCAAAUUCUAGAAUGCGGCCGAGAUUUUCAAGAGCAAUUAUAUUUCAAAAAUCAAAGUCAUUGCUCAUACUAGUCUCAAAAAUGAGCAAUGAUUUUUUAAAAACAACCAAAAUGAAUUUUCAAAUCUAGAUAACAUGAGCAAUUGUUUUCUCUGAGAAUCAAAAUAAACUUGAUUGCUCAUCUGAAAUUUUGCAGCCCGAUCAACUGAACGUGCCGGAAAGAUCGACAGACAUGGGUGAAAACUGGUACAAAAAACACGGCUCACUUCGAAUCCAAGGCGGCGGUGGAAUCGGAAAAAACGAGGUGGGCUAUAAAGCGGGCAACGAGAUGAAAUUCCUCGAGUCACUCAUGUCUCGCGAUCUUUCCACCAACAAAGAUCUCGAUUCGGAAAUCAUGGCAAUGUCUUUAUUCGAUGAUCCAACUGAGGAGAAGAAUUAUAUCAAAGAGAGUGAGGAAUGGUAUGGAAAGAUUAUGAAGAUCGAUGCGACUAAGAAUCGAAAAUCACUGAAAUCCACGAUCGAGGAGAAGACCGGUGGAAGUCGACCAUCGAGUGCGGAUAAAAAGGGGGCGACUAAGAAAUCAAAGGGAGCUGGAUUGUUAGAACUUAUGGAUGAAGCUGCUGCACGACCACCUACAGCAAAGCCUAGAAGAGGAACAUCUACUGAAUCAUCGAGUGUUAAGCCGAAAUCCAGGUCUGGAAGUAGGCCAAAGGAACGGGCUCCGAGUGCGAGUGCUCCAAAAAGAGCUGGAUCGGCGAAGAAGAAGGCGGCGGCUAAUUGA
Molecule: messenger RNA, 2727 nt
Organism: Caenorhabditis angaria
Lineage: Eukaryota; Metazoa; Nematoda; Chromadorea; Rhabditida; Rhabditidae
Source: the annotation of a GenBank genome assembly